Carassius gibelio (silver crucian carp) is the source of this 588-nucleotide messenger RNA. RefSeq names its product granzyme E-like. The transcript has 3 exons. Lineage: Eukaryota; Metazoa; Chordata; Actinopteri; Cypriniformes; Cyprinidae. The record is from RefSeq and is a predicted model, not a curated record. Gene Ontology annotation, molecular function: serine-type endopeptidase activity. Gene Ontology annotation, biological process: proteolysis. Bases 1 to 588 code for a protein of 195 amino acids.
AUGCAUGAUGGCAUCGUUGGCGGUAAAGUCUCCGUUCCCUACAGUCGACCCUACAUGGUCUACAUUCGUGACAAGAUAUCAAAACAAACAUGUGGUGGUUUUUUGGUAAGAGAGGAUUAUGUGAUGACAGCUGCCAGCUGUAAACAAAGUCAUCUUAUGGUCUAUUUGGGGGUCCAUUACACCACUUUUUUACAUAACGGUAUAGAGGUAGAUCCCGUUCCACAUCCAAAAUUCAAUAUGAUGAGAACAGAUCAUGACAUCAUGCUUCUAAAGCUUAAAACUCCAGCAACUUUGAACAAAAUUGUGAAUAUUAUUGCUUUGCCAAAAACUGAGAAAGAAGAAAUCUCAAAGGACUGCCUGGUCAUGGGUUGGGGCUGGAAGAAAUACCAUGACGAGUCUCCAUCAAAUGUGCUCAAAGAAGCAAGCGUGACUCUGAUAGACUCUGAAAACUGUGGCAUGGCUGACACUCUGUGCUCCGAGGGAUCAACUGGACCAGCAAUGGUAUUUCAAGUGAGACCACUCACAAAUUCUUAUCUACUGUAUGAUGUAUCAGUGUCAGUCCACUGUGAUACACUAAUAAUCAAAUGA